Ambispora gerdemannii is the source of this 2046-nucleotide messenger RNA. The record is from the annotation of a GenBank genome assembly. NCBI's taxonomy places the organism in Eukaryota, Fungi, Glomeromycota, Glomeromycetes, Archaeosporales, Ambisporaceae.
AUGGAAAACACAUUCGAAAUUACUGUUCAAGUCAAUAAUGAUACUCGAGUCGUCACUAAACUUCCUACAGCUGUAAAUCUUACAGAAAUACGUAAAAUACUUUCGGAAAAAUCAGAAAUAAGAAUGGGACGUAAAGCUUAUUUUUGUCAAGCUAUUGAAGAUUCUCCAAUAAUCCCGCAUGACGAGGAAGAAAAAUAUUUUCUGGAAAAUGUUAUCGACUCUCUCAAAAGAUUGAAACUCAAGGGUGAAAUCGAACCAAAUUGGGCAGACAUUAUCGAAAGGAAUUCGCUUAAAUGUGGACUAUUUUUUACGAAGAAUGGACCGAAAUCUGCAGAAAAAAAAGCGUUUGAAAUUCUACAAUAUCCGAAGUCUACGUUGCAAAUACCAAUUACUUCGGAUCAAGAAUUAAAUUGUAGAACGGAAAUAGACGAUAUUCGUGCAAAAAAUUUAUUUGUUACAACAAGUCUAGAUGCAAACUUGCCAUAUACACCAAUUUCUGCGAUGCUUGGUGGUUCUUACCAGUCGAAUUCUGUCAAUCAUAGCAAUAACGUAAACAUAAAAACAUACCAGAAAUCAAUAAGAAUAAAAGCAAUAUUCUCAAUGUCCGAAUCGCAAAUUGAACCAACUAAAGAAUUUGUUUCAGCAGUAGAUGUAGCACUUGUAUCAACAAAUCGUCGUGAAUCUCUAGAACAAGUCACAAAAGAUUUCGGAAAAGUUUGGUGUAAAAAAUUAGGAAUUGGCGGAAGCAUUUUAUAUGUUUUAAAAGGAGAAUCAAUUGUAAAUGAAAGUAGAAUGUGCGAUGAAAUAAAUAUAGGAGGAGGUUUCGGCAUCGGAGGAACAGCUGGGAAAGGCACAGAAACAAAUCAGAUGAAUGCAUUAACUAGCGAAUACUCCUAUUUUCAAAUUCGUGGUGGCUUGGAAAACUAUUUUCAUGAACAAGGAAUGAGUGGAUGGAUCAAGUCUUUAGAUGAUUAUAAAACAUGGGAGGUAGUCACCUAUUCUGAUAUUCAUUCAAUAUUUGAUAUACUUGAUGAAGGAAGAAGAACAAAAGUAGCAACGGCUUUGGGAAAACGAAUUAUUGAUUCUCAAGUUGAAAAAUUAGACUUUAGAAUGGAUAUUUCUAAACCGUACCCACACUUAUACAAAAUUCCGAAAAAAUAUGAUUUAUCGAAUUGCCAGAUUUUUGUUACAGAAAUGAAAGAUGACAACUCGGAUACGAUAUUUGCUUCUCGAGUUCAUUAUAUCAACGAUAAAGAAUCACCAGUAAUUUUAUUACAUAGACUCGGUACAUUGAAUAAAAAAUUAAAAUAUCAAAAAUUUUCAAUAAGGUUAGGUUGGAUUGUACUUGGAACAUCGACCAUGCUGAAUUUGCUUGAACAAAAUUCAACGGAGCCAGUUUUUGAAAAUGGUGAAUCACUAAUCACAGUGAAAAAUGAACAUUGUUCAGCGAUUAUUUCUUCGCGUAAACUGAAUCCGAACGAAAGUCUUUUGGCUUCUUAUGUUUCAAGGUCUAAAAAUUUGCAAGAAAAUCAUCAGAAAUCAAAGUAUAUUACGAGAUCUCAUUUUAUUUAUAACGAUAAAAAUGAUACUAUUGAGGCUUGUGCUUUUUGUUAUGACCUAGAAAAAAAACAACUACUUUAUCAAUUGGGUGAUUUAAAUACAGAGUUUUCGAUCAAUCACAGUAUAAUUUUCGGGCAACAAAUUGAUAAAUACGGCCAAGCACAAAUAACGAGUGAAUCUCGCAUUACUCUUAUCCAACCAAAACGAUAUAGAAUUCUGUUUGACAGUUAUCGUGACUUGACAUCUCAACUUGGAACACAAUCGUGUUUACAGAGCCCUAUUUUUAUCAAUCUAGUCUUGGAUAAAUGUCCAAAAAAUUGCCCACAUGGAGUAUUUAAUAUUACACCAAAUUACGCGGAGUUUAAGUAUAUUGACAUUGACUUUUUCAACAUGAGUUUGAAAAAUAGGCAAAUCGCGUAUUUUCGUGCUCCAAUUCGUAUUAAAGAUAACGACGACGACGGUAGGAGUGACGCUAUGAGUCUAUAA